CUUCAUCUUCAUCCUCAUAGACAUUUUUAAUACAUUACCUUGUGCUCCAAAAAGUACUUCAAAAUUAAUUUUUUUUACACAUUUUUUAUAAAAUUAUUCAAAACUUUGCCAAUUUAUAAAUUUUGAAUUAUUUGCAGAAAAGUGUUUGUGAUAUUUCUUUUAUUCUCCGAAUUUUUUUUUUUGUUCAAGUGAUAAGAGGUACUAAGCCUCUGGUCUAUAGUUUAUUAGCUGUCAGUUUCAAAAACUAUGAAUUGAAAACGACUACAUUUUACCUAAAAUGAUUAGAAUUUCAUCGUUUUCAUUAGAAUUAUCGCUCACUAAAUAACGGUGACUUUAAACUUUAAUUUAAUUUUUAUACACCCCGAAUAUAAUCGACAACAUGAAAGUCACGGUGAAAAUUCUUCAAGGAAAGCAAUGCGUGGUUGACAUUCUGCCUUCCGAAACGGUUUUGGAACUGAAGCACAAAGUCAGCACUCUUUUAGGAAUUGAUGUGCCUCAACAAAAAUUACUUCUCACUGGCAAAACAUUAGAUGAUCACAAUCCACUGAGCUUCUAUCCAGGAAUUAAGGAUGGCAGCAAGUUGAAUUUAAUAAUAAAGAAAAGUUAUCCAGUGCCGGAAAUUUUGAAAAGUAUGCACCUCCUAAAAACCGAAAUGACAAGGGUUCUUCGACGCUAUUAUACAGAAUCUGAAUCAGAAUUAAUAGCGGACGAUAUAAUAGAAGACCUGAAAAGUAAAGUGGAGAAUUGCAGUUACGACGACUUCGAGAGACUUGCAACUGCACUGAUGCAAGAUCAGGACUUAAAAUAAAAUCCCUUCUUUUUUCGACUUGUUACUACUCCGAUACUGUCAAUUUUUUUCCGAUCGAGUUAAUUUAUUGCCAUCAAAUAAUUGCGUCUGGUAAUUUUUAUUUUCUGUCUCAGACUUUUAAGAGGAAGAAACACAAUUUUACAGUUAAAAUAUGUAUUUAUUAUUAAGGCAUACAACUCAAUUGUGUACGUCAGACAUUAAGUGCAGUAACAAAUUUUUAAGAAAGUAGAAAUAGAUUUAUAUUUUAUUGUACAAAAUAGAAAUUAUUACAUAAGCUUUUACACGACAAUAAAUGAAUUACUGAUCUGCUAAA
Messenger RNA from Leptopilina heterotoma, 1121 nucleotides. Its product is annotated as ubiquitin-like protein 4A. The transcript has 3 exons. Lineage: Eukaryota; Metazoa; Arthropoda; Insecta; Hymenoptera; Figitidae. The coding region runs from base 380 to 808 and encodes 142 amino acids. Gene Ontology annotation, biological process: post-translational protein targeting to endoplasmic reticulum membrane. The record is from RefSeq and is a predicted model, not a curated record. Gene Ontology annotation, molecular function: protein binding.